CACCACUCUCUCAGAAGCUUUGCUGCGGGUACUCGUUAAAUCCUCCUCGCAUCUCCCUAAAACCUGCGGGAUCAUAUGGACUUCACAAAGCAAUGAAUUGUUUACAUAGUGAAUGAUUAUAACGCUUCACGAAUAUCGUGUAAAUAACUGCAAUAAUUUAAAAGAUAAUGCAUAACUACGAGGCCUCAAAAGCUGUUGUUUACUGUGUCUAAGAAAAUAUAUUGCACGCUUGCAAUAUUUUUAAGAUUUAGAAACGCUAUACGAAAGUACUGGUUUGGAAAAAAAAAAAGUUCUAGACGAACGGAACAAUCGGCCAAGUAUCUUCUAAAACAGGUGGUACAAAUAUAAGCAAACAGGGUUGAAUUUAAGGACCUACCUAGUGCUGGCCAACAGACCUUCUGCAGUGCUCCCCUAUUCUUAUGUUCUUAAGAAAAGUUUAUUCUUGCAUUUAAAGUGAGUACAUAAUUUCAAUACUAUAUGAAGCAAGCGAAUAUACAGUGUCGGUACGAAGCGUAGUGUCACGAUUUGCAGGUAGAUAGAUGCUGGGUAGAUGUAAGCAACCAGCAUACUGAGUGAAAUGACAUUGCUCACCUCUAGUUACUAAACAUUUACAAAGUGACUUAACCGGAACUGUGAAAAUACAGUGAUUUCACAUUACCUGAGUGUCAUACUUAUGCCAAUCUGAUUUAGAGGUAAAUAAUGAAGUUUAACCAGAAGUGAAAUGGUCAUAAUAAAAACUUGCCCGUGAACGGUAGAUAACAAAUGAAACCUGAUACUCGACACGUUUCCAGGAAUGAAGGCCGUUCAUAAGAUCAAGUCAAGAGUCGCUGCUUCUAACAUUCGAGUGUAGACACGAUAGUCUAACUCAUGAGAAGGUACUGAGCAGGAGGUAUGUUGACAGUUUCAACAUCACACAGGAUAUAAUCCUGGACAUUUUAAGUUAUAUCAUUGUGGGAAAGGCAAUGCGUAUUUAAACUGCCUAAAAAUAAAGUGAGAGCUACACGAAUAAACACGGUAAAUGAUCAGAAAGCUUCUACCAUACUAUAAUACUGUUACGUGCACGAGAUAUCACGCAUUUGAUAGGCAAUAAAUUACAAUCCAGGCUUUCCAGUACUCAAAAUACGACUUCCAUCAAUCCUUCACACAUAAUAUACGAGAAAACCCCUAUUAUAAUGUUAAAACCCAUCAGAAUACACACCAGUAACAUGCCUGCAUCAGCAAUGCGAUUCUUUGUCCUUCUAGGAAGCGUAACGGUGCUGUUCAUGCUAGGGAUGUUGAUGAUGGAGAGGAACAUCCACAACCAGAUUACUCGCAACGCAUAUCAACACCACCUCCCCAUGCCUCGCAACGACGCCCUAAGAAUUAGCAGCAGAAGCAUCAAACAGAACAAGGACAAGAUAGAAACUGCUGCAGAAAUUGGUUUUCAAUAUAGCCGUAAUAAUAAGCUUUACAUUGAUAAUUUGGACGAUAUCGAUGACCAGCAUCACGAUGAUGAUCAUGAGGACGAUGGAUAUAACGAUAAUGAUCAUGAGGACAAAGAUUACGAAGACAACGACGACGAUGACGAUUAUCAUAGGGAUUGAAAACAUGAGAUGAAGAUUGCAGAUGAUGACGUGGUCAAUGACUGGAGCAGUAAACGCUAAACCGUAUGUGUAUUGCGUACCAUGCGGGGCUUUACUAGGCUACUGCUACGUACGUCAUCACCAAUACAACAGUAACCAGUGAAUAUUGUCACGAAUAUCUUGUCAGCCUUAACCCAACAACCACCUAUUAUAC
Cherax quadricarinatus is the source of this 1776-nucleotide messenger RNA. Lineage: Eukaryota; Metazoa; Arthropoda; Malacostraca; Decapoda; Parastacidae. The record is from RefSeq and is a predicted model, not a curated record.